This is a messenger RNA of Culex quinquefasciatus (southern house mosquito), 5397 nucleotides long. RefSeq lists its product as uncharacterized. The record is from RefSeq and is a predicted model, not a curated record. The transcript has a single exon. Gene Ontology annotation, molecular function: nucleic acid binding; zinc ion binding. Bases 1 to 5397 code for a protein of 1798 amino acids. Gene Ontology annotation, biological process: DNA integration. NCBI's taxonomy places the organism in Eukaryota, Metazoa, Arthropoda, Insecta, Diptera, Culicidae.
AUGCACCAGCCUCGCGCUCGGGAAACUGAAGAACAAAAGGAAGAAAAGAAGACUUUCUACAGCCCCAUCAGGGAGCAGAUUUUGGAGCACAAGCGAAAAGAGCAGAAAAGGAAGAUGGAAGAAAAAGUGAAAGCUCUCGUCCGUCAGCGAGGGGCAGUGAAGUCGAAAUUGACGCGCAUCAGCACGGCUUUGGUCGACGUAGUGGAGGGAAGGCAAAAUCCUAACCUCAAAAACAUUCCGUUUUUGCGUCAAAACUCUAAAAAUGUGGACGCUUGUUAUCGCGAGUACAACACCAUCCAAAAUGAAAUUGUCGCGUUGCCCCUCUCUGACGAUGCGAGAACGGAACAAGAGAACCGUUACAUCGAGUUCGAGCACCUGUACAACGAGGUCAGCAUCAAGUUGGAGACCUUGUUGGAAACCGCCGUCAAACGGGAGCAGCGCCUACCGUUGGCGUCGGCGAAUCAGCUCGUCCCGGCGAAUGCGGCUGCCGCUGCUUUCCAGCCGCCGCCGUUGAGUGUUCCGCUUCCGAGUUUUGAUGGAAACUACGAGAAUUGGAAGUCCUUCAAGUGUAUGUUCACGACGAUCAUGGCGCGCUACCAGACGGAGUCCCCGGCAAUCAAACUCUAUCACCUCAAGGAUUGUAUGAAGGGAAAGGCGAUGGGGUUCAUCGAUGAGGAGACCAUUAAAAACAAUGAUUAUGAUGCUGCCUGGGCCAGUCUGGAGGAGAGAUUCGAGGACAACCGCCUCAUCAUCGAUAAACAUAUCGAGGCGCUCUUCAACCUUCCCAAGAUCACCAAGGAGAGUGCCGAAGAACUCCGGAAGCUACUGGAUACGUGCACCAAGAACGUCAACGCCCUCAAGAAUUUGGACCUUCCAGUUGUGGGACUAGGAGAACAGAUGUUGCUCAACGUUCUGUCUGCCAAGAUGGACAAAGAUACCAGGAAGACCUGGGAGACUCGCCAGAAAGCUGGUCAGCUGCCAGCGUACGGAGCGACGAUCGCAUUUCUCAAGGAACGCUGCAAGAUUCUGGAGAAGAUCGAGGUCAACACGAAGUCAAACUCGGAAGCGACGAAGCCAUCCCGUGCGGUGGCUAGAAGCAACACGUUGGUGUCAACGACGGAGCAAAAGUGUGCAGUGUGUAAAAGUGACCACGAGUUGUGGAAGUGUGAUCAGUUCAAGAACUACAGUGCCAAAGAAAAGUACAGUGUUUUGAGAAAAAGUGGUUCCUGUUACAACUGCCUACAGCGCGGACACCGCCUCAGCGAGUGUUCAUCGAGUUCCUGCCAGAAGUGUGGCAAACGCCACCACACUCUGCUGCACGUCGGAGAUAGGAAGCCGGCAGAUCCGUCGUCCAAGAACGAAGAAGCGGAUUUGUGCCGGUCGAAAGAGCCGCAGGUUCGGACGGAACAGGCAACUGGUUCUAGCAGCACCCGAUCGGAGACGACCGCAACGCUUUGUGCCCAGGUCGAGAGAUCCGUGAACGUCACGCUCCUGUCAACUGCCGUCGUCCUGGCCUACGGCAGUGGAGGCGUCAGCUAUCCGUGCAGAGUCCUCCUAGACUCAGCGUCCCAAACGCACUUCGUGACUGAACAGUUCGCAAAAUUACUCGCUCUCGAAAGACAACCCGCCAGUUUCCUCGUCAGCGGAUUGAACGGUUCGGACACGCGCAUUCGAUCCAAGAUCGAAGUCCGUAUCGAGUCACGAGUCAACGAAUUCAGCUUGGCACUCGAGACGCUCAUCGCACCGAAGAUCACCGGGGAACUACCGUCCUACUCAAUCGACGUUCGCAACUGGCCGCUCCCGCCAGGGACUGAACUCGCGGACCCUGCGUUCUUCAAGCGUAACAAAAUCGACAUGCUGAUCGGUGCGGAUGUUUUCUGGGACCUCAUCAAGAGCGAGCAAAUCGAGAUGGGGCCGAACUUGCCAACGCUGCGUGACACGAAACUUGGCUGGAUCGUCGGAGGAUCGGUGUCCAGUGCAAGUCCAGCGAAACUACGAACCCUCUGCACGGUGACUGAGGAUGACCGCCUCAGCGACAUCCUCAAGCAGUUCUGGACGAUCGAAGGCAGCGACGAGCUGCUGGCCCCCGGACCCGGCGACACGGCAUCGAAUGCCGAAUGUCUUGAGCAUUUUCGCCGUACUCACCAGAGGGACGGCGAAGGACGAUACAUCGUCAGACUUCCGUUCAACGAGCGGAAGAACCAGUUGGGCGAUUCGAAGCAGAUGGCCAUGAAACGCUUCCUGACCGUCGAGCGGCGACUCGACAGAGAACCGGAACUCAAACAACAGUACGCCGCAUUCAUGCAUGAAUACGAGAACCUGGGCCACAUGCGUGAGGUCCGCACGGAAGAUGCAGACAACGGUGGACCGGCGUACUAUCUCCCGCACCACUGUGUCAUCAAACCGACAAGCACGACGACCAAGCUGCGGGUGGUGUUCGAUGGCUCCGCCAGGACCACGUCCGGCGUCUCACUAAACGAUGCCCUGAUGACCGGACCGACCGUCCAAAACGAUCUGAUGGCGAUACUCCUGAACUUCCGGUGCUACCGGUUCGCGCUCACCCUGGACAUCCCAAAAAUGUAUCGCCAAGUGAGGAUCAACCCCGACGACGCACGAUUUCAGCGAGUGUUUUGGAGAGACGACAAGAACCAGCCGCUGAAGAUCUUCGAUUUGCUGACCGUAACGUACGGUCUCGCCUCGUCACCGUUCCAAGCGACGAUGACCCUGAACCAGCUCGCCGACGACCACGGAGCAGAAUUUCCACGCGCUGCCGCUGUGUUACAAAGCUCUUGCUACAUCGACGACGUUUUGACGGGUGCGCAGUCUCUUGACGACGCACUUCAACUGCAACGAGAGAUCGUCGGGUUGCUGCGAUGCGGUGGAUUCGCCGCACACAAGUGGUGCUCAAACGCGCCCUCGAUUCUGGAAGCCAUUCCGGAAGCACAACAAGGAGCCAAACUGAACGUUGCUGAGAUCGAUUUGAACGCCCUCGUAAAAACACUCGGAGUUGCCUGGCAACCGGCGAGCGACACGUUCUCUUUCGAUGUGGUGGAUUUCGAGCCAGCUAGCAACGAGCGACUCACUAGGCGGAAGGUCGCCAGCCAGGUUGCUAAGAUCUUCGACCCGCUAGGGUUCAUCGGGCCGGUCCUGACCGCGGCCAAAUUGAUCCUGCGCGGAGUGGGGUCUCUCAAGACGGACUGGGACGAACUCGUUCCCCCGAACAUGGGUCGACAAUGGCAGUCAUUCCGGCGUGAGCUGCCGGUUCUGAAGAAACUCCGCCUGCCGAGGUGGAUUCUGUACAAGGAGAUGCAGUUCGUGGAGCUGCACGGGUACUGCGACGCGUCGGACCAAGCCUACGGCGCCUGCAUCUACACUAGGUUGACUCGACUGGACGGAUCGACCGUCAUGAAGCUGGUAUGCAGCAAGUCGAGAUUGCUCCCCAAGGCCACCAAGAAGAAGAAAGAGAUUUCAACACCGCGCGGCGAACUGCUGGCGGCGCUACUGCUCGCCCGUUUGGUAACCAAGGUGCUGUCGUCGACAAGUACGACGUUCGCGUCAGUCAACCUGUGGAGCGACUCCCAAAUCGUACUCAGCUGGAUUCGAAAGCCGCCGCAACAUCUGCAGUUGUUUGUGGCCAAUCGAGUAGCAGAAAUUCAGCGACUGACUGGAGCUUUUCGCUGGGGCUACAUUUGCACUGACUCCAAUCCUGCUGAUUUGAUCUCCCGGGGCACAACUCCGAACAAGCUGCUGAAGAGCCCCAUCUGGUGGGAUGGCCCGCCUGCAGUGCCGACGACAACUGACGCCGGACCGAUGAUUCCCGAUGAGAGACUCCCAGAACUGAAAUCAGCGGUUGCGCUCGCUUUGACAGCUGUUGAACGAUUGAAAGCCUUCGACGACGUGAGCGACUUCUUCAAGCUGCGGCGCGCCAUGGCCUACGUCGCUCGAUUUGCAGAGUUCAUCGUUUCAAAGCGCAAGAAGGUGACCAAGGGGUGGCUCACUGGUAAGGAGAUCAAGCGUGCGGAGGGAAUUAUCGUGAAGCUGGUUCAAGCCGAGGCGUUCCACACCGAGAUUGCUGCACUACUGGACGACAAGAGAGCACGGCACCGGCUGUGCGGACUCAACCCUUUCCUUGACGUCGAUGGCCUCCUGCGGGUCGGUGGGCGCAUCAAACACGCCUUCAUCCCGUACGACAGUCGCCAUCAGAUGGUGUUGCCGGCCAAGCAUCCGGUAACCGAGCUCCUCAUUCGGCACCUGCACGAGGAGAACUUGCACCUCGGCCAACGGGGACUUCUCGCCGUCGUCAGACAGAGGUUCUGGCCGCUCAAUGUGAAGACGACGAUCAGGAAGGUGGUCCGCAGCUGCAUCACCUGUUUCCGGGUCAACCCAACGAAGACGUCGCAGCUGAUGGGGGAUUUGCCCUCAUACCGAGUCCAGCCAGCGCCAACGUUCGCCAGAACCGGAAUCGAUUUUGCUGGCCCGUUCUGGAUCAAAUCCAACGCUGCUGUGAGGAAACCAACGAUAACGAAGGGAUACGUCUGUCUCUUUGUUUGCCUGUGUACAAGAGCUAUCCACCUAGAGCUUGUAUCAAACCUUUCGUCCGACGCCUUCCUCGCUGCGCUGCGGCGCAUGGUGAGCCGUCGUGGUGUGCCCAGCACCAUUCUCUCGGACAACGGAACCAACCUGGUUGGUGGCAACAACGAACUUGAAGAGUUGGCUCGUCUCUUCCAGAACGAGCUACACCAGAAGAACCUGGACAGUUUCUGCAGCAGCAAGAACAUCGAGUGGCGAUUCAUCCCUCCCCGCAGCCCACACUUUGGAGGAAUUUGGGAGGCUGGGGUGAAGUCAAUGAAAUACCACCUCAAGCGGAUCGUUGGAGAGCGCCGACUCACCUUCGAAGAACUUUACACGACUCUCACCCAAAUCGAAGCAGUGCUCAACUCGCGGCCGUUAACGCAAUCGUCUGACGACCCGAACGACUUUACUGCCAUCACCCCGGCCCACUUUUUGAUUGGGAGAGAGUUACAAGCAAUUCCGGAACCGUCGUACCUCGCCCUGAAGGAAUCCACGCUGUCCAGGUGGCAACUGGUCCAGACGCUGCAACAACAUUUCUGGAAGAGGUGGACAAAGGAGUACCUUCCAGAAUUACAGAACCGUCAAAAGUGGUACAAGAAAACGACGAUCAAGCCGGGUGCCCUGGUGCUGAUUAUCGACCGCAACACGCCACCGAUGCAGUGGCCUCUCGCUCGGAUUGUGGCGCUGCAUCCGGGAAAGGACAACGUGACCAGAGUCGUGACGCUGAGGACGCCCAAGGGAGAGCUGAAGCGUGCAGUGCACGAGAUUUGUCUUCUACCGUUGGACCAGGAGGUCCAGCCGGAGGAGCAGCUGGCGAAGAAUUGA